AUGGGCUCUGGUCUUUUUCGGAGCUUUAGCUGUAAUUCAGGCAAAGAAAACGAUGCAAGCUUGAAGAAAAUAACUCACAAUGUAUACUUUGAUGUUGAGAUCGACGGAAAACCUUCUGGUCGUAUUGUCAUGGGCCUCUUUGGGAAAACAGUUCCUAAAACCACAGAGAAUUUUCGAGCGCUUUGCACAGGGGAGAAUGGUAUUGGGAAGAGUGGGAAACCUCUUCACUACAAAGGGAGCACAUUCCACAGGAUUAUUCCCAACUUUAUGCUUCAGUGGAAUUCUAAAUCUCAAUUCCAGAAAUAUAUUGUUGUGUAUGAAUCACUUCAACACUUCAGCAGUUCUUGA
Molecule: messenger RNA, 348 nt
Organism: Telopea speciosissima
Lineage: Eukaryota; Viridiplantae; Streptophyta; Magnoliopsida; Proteales; Proteaceae
Product: peptidyl-prolyl cis-trans isomerase CYP20-1-like
Exons: 1
Coding region: 1-348 (115 amino acids)
Biological process (GO): protein peptidyl-prolyl isomerization
Cellular component (GO): intracellular membrane-bounded organelle
Molecular function (GO): peptidyl-prolyl cis-trans isomerase activity
Source: RefSeq, a predicted model, not a curated record